GGCACCACAUUUCCUUUGAUGUAUGUCUUCUUAGAAAGAGGCUAUACUAGGGUUUUUGGUACUGUAUAAUCAAUUACAGUAAAUCCCAAUUGAGCUUAGCUGAAUCCUUGGGUUUGUAAUCUUCAAUGGCUGGAGGUGUUUCUGAUAAAACUAGCUCAAAAGGCGUUCGUAUCGUCGUCGCCGGUGAUAAAGGCACCGGUAAAUCUAGUUUGAUUGUCACCGCCGUUGCUGAUACAUUUCCGGCCAAUGUCCCCCCGGUGUUGCCGCCCACCAGUUUGCCUGUCGAUAUCUACCCUGAGAAAGUUCCUGUUACUAUUAUCGAUACUGCUUCCCGUGCAGAGACUAGAGGCAAGCUCGCAGAAGAGUUGAAGAAAGCUGAUGCUGUGGUGUUAACUUAUGCUUGUGAUAAGCCUUCGACUCUUGAUCGCAUCAGUACUUUCUGGCUUCCUGAAUUACGACGCUUAGAGGUAAGGGUGCCAGUUAUAGUAGUAGGUUGUAAGCUGGAUUUACGGGAUGAACAACAUGCUGUUAGUCUAGAACAGGUGAUGUCCCCCAUUAUGCAACAGUUUCGGGAGAUCGAGACUUGCAUUGAAUGUUCUGCACUGAACCAUAUUCAGAUUCCUGAGGUUUUCUACUAUUCUCAGAAAGCAGUGCUUCAUCCAACAGCUCCAUUAUUUGAUCAGGAAGCACAAACAUUGAAACCUCGAUGCAUUAGGGCUUUAAAAAGAAUUUUUAUUAUAUGUGACCAGGACAAAGAUGGUGCUCUUAGUGACGCAGAGCUGAAUGAUUUUCAGGUCAAGUGUUUUAAUGCUCCUUUGCAACCUUCUGAAAUAGUUGGUGUCAAGAGGGUUGUGCAAGAAAAAUUGCCAGAAGGCGUCAAUGAUCAUGGUCUUACUUUGACAGGCUUUCUCUUUCUCCAUGCACUAUUCAUAGAGAAGGGCCGGUUAGAGACAACAUGGACUGUCCUUAGGAAAUUUGGUUACAAUAAUGACAUCAGACUUGAUGCAGAUCAACUUCCACCUCCAAUAAAAAAGAUUCCUGAUCAGACUGUGGAGCUGACAGAUGAAGCUAUUGAUUUUCUCAAAGAGACCUUUGCCACAUAUGACACUGAUAGUGAUGGGUCUCUUCGCACUGUUGAGCUUGAGGAUAUUUUUUCUACUGCUCCUGAAAGUCCUUGGAGUGAAGCUCCAUACGAAGAUGCUGUGGAGAGGACUGCUUUGGGAGGGCUUUCACUUGAUGGGUUUUUAUCCGAGUGGGCCCUUAUGACAGUUCGGGACCCUAUUUAUAGUGUGGAGAACCUUAUAUAUAUUGGCUAUGCUGGCGAUCCUUCUUCUGCCAUCCGUGUCACUAGACGAAGACGUAUAGAUCGCAAAAAGAAGCAGUCGGACAGAAAUGUUUUCCAGUGCUUUGUCUUUGGUCCAAAAGAAGCCGGAAAGUCUGCAUUAUUGAAUUCUCUUAUUGGAAGGCCAUUCUCUGAUGGCUAUGUUCCGACAACAGAGGAACAUUUUGCAGUUAAUACAGUAGACCAACCUGCGGGAAAGAAAACUCUUAUUAUGCGAGAAAUUCCUGAAGAGUUAGUCGGGCAACUGCUUUCUACCAAAGAUGCCUUGGCUGCCUGUGAUAUAGCUGUUUUUGUUUAUGACAGUUCUUAUGAGCAAUCAUGGAGGAGGACAACUGAAUUGCUUAUAAAAGUAGCCAGUCAUGGAGAAACUACUGGUUAUGAGGUGCCAUGCCUGAUAGUUGCCGCUAAAGAUGAUCUGGAGCCCCAUAUGGACGCACUGCAAGAUUCAACUAGGGUCAGUCAGAAUAUGGGGAUCGAUGCACCUAUACCAAUCAGCACAAAGUUGGGUGAUUAUAAUAAUGUAUUCAGAAGAAUCACUGCUGCCGCAGAGCACCCUCAUCUAAGCAUUCCUGAAACUGAUGCUGGCAAGAGCCGCAAGCAGUACCAUCGGAUUAUUAAUCGCUCCCUUGUGUUUGUAUCAGUUGGAGCUGCAGUAACCCUUGCUGGGUUGGCUGCGUACCGCAUAUAUGCUGCAAGGAAAAACUCAAGUUAAAGAUGACAUAAUUUAUCUCUGCAUCUUGCCUAAAGAAAUGUGAUGAAGUAUGGGGCUUCAGCUUCAGUGUUAUCAUGCUUUCAUGUACUCCUUUUCUUGUCGGAGUAAAAACCAUAGAUGUAGCUUUCUUCUUUUUCGUCAAGUGUAUGCAUCUAAUGGCCUAAUGCGAGUCUGUAAUAUUUAUAGCUAUUUUUACCCUGCAAAGUUAAUGAAAUUGCUUUGGGCGGAAGGGUCA
This is a messenger RNA of Daucus carota subsp. sativus, 2289 nucleotides long. Its product is annotated as mitochondrial Rho GTPase 1. The coding region runs from base 126 to 2054 and encodes 642 amino acids. Gene Ontology annotation, cellular component: mitochondrial outer membrane. Gene Ontology annotation, biological process: mitochondrion organization. The record is from RefSeq and is a predicted model, not a curated record. The transcript has 14 exons. Gene Ontology annotation, molecular function: GTP binding; calcium ion binding; GTPase activity. NCBI's taxonomy places the organism in Eukaryota, Viridiplantae, Streptophyta, Magnoliopsida, Apiales, Apiaceae.